AUGGGAUCCUUUACAUCCGUCAGUAGCUGCCGCAGGGUGGUUGGUGGUUUGUGGGCUACCCUGAAACCCAGGGGCCUGAGUAGUCUGUCGUCAUUUCUGGUGUCCCAGGUUGUGUCCAUGCCACCGAAUCACUUCCCAGUAGGCAGUAACAUGACCACAGUCCAUCUGUGCUCCGAUGGAACUUACAUCUAUUGGAUCUGGUCUCCUGCAGGAUUGAAUGAGAAAACUCCAAAGGGCCAUUCUGUAUUCAUGGAUGUAUUUGAACUUAUGUGCUGUUCCCAAUAUAUUUUAGAAGCUGCAAAUACAAGCUGUGGCUUGCCCUUGAAAACAUUAAGGAAGACGCCGAUGUAUACAUGCGGAACGUACCUGGUUAUGCUUAGUGCACCACCAGGAGGAUCUGGGAGUUCUGCAACACGCUCUCUGUUUGGUGGCACAAGUGGAUUGUCCUCUUUAAAAGUCCUGUCCUCUAGCCUGGUUUUCAACAUUUCAGAUGGCCAAUUUAGCAGCCGAGCAGACUUGAUUGAUGCCGCUGGCAGUUCUCUUGGGCGUGGAGCUCUGGUUCCAGGACUGGGAGCCUGCUAUGAUGCCAUGAAUAAUAUGAUUUGGACAUGCUCUAGUGACUACAUGGAUCAAUGGUGUAACCCUGGUAACCAGGCCUUUCAUCAUGUCUGUCAAAGACUGGGUGUUAGCCACAUCAUCCCUGAACCAAAAGAUGAAUCUGUGUCAACUAGUAAUGUAAUUAACCAACUUUUGCAUCAUGUGGGAGCAAUGUGCAUUCAUCAGCUAAAUUUACUGACUGCUAGUGCUAAUCUACCAAUCUCGAACUUCCUGGGAAAGCAACACCCCAUUGAAGCUCAGCACCUCAGUAGUAUAUGUGACAUUAUGGAGAAGGCCUUGGCAAAUAAGGAUGCCUGCAUUAUUCGCUGUAUUCUUAUUGUUUUUCAGGUAAUAUUCAAAUUUUUCUUCAACCCGCAAACAGAGCGAAACCGUGAGAUUGUACGUCGAUCUGAACAACUGCUCUGGCAGCUUUUAAAAACUCCUGUUAAUGAAAUUGGUGAAGAGAUUCAGAAGGAGGUGUGUUUGGCUAUUAGCUCAGGACUUCAUACACUGUAUCUUGGAGAGCAAGAACUGAACAAUCUACUGAAAUUAGUAUUAACAGAAGGUCAGAGAAACAGUGGUCUUUGCCAAUUGCGUGAUAUUAUUUUGGUUAAUCUGGCUGAACAGCUACAGAACAAUCGAUUUGGGAGUGAAGAUGACGAUCACUACAGGCUGAAUGAUGAACUGCUGCACUAUAUCCUGAAGAUUGUGGUACAGGAUUCCUGCAUUCUCAUCACAAAGUGCCAAACAGUUUCUAAAGAAGAAUUUCUCAGGCUUCUUGCUACAGUGCCAGUUGCAUCACCCUGCCUCCGUUAUUUGAUGGCAGUGCAGAAUCACCUCCUCAGUAACACGGUCCUCAUCAAACCUGACGACCAUGAUGAUAGUGACAGCUCCCUGCAGGGGGAGACAUUGAAGGUACAGGAACUCCAAACCAGUAUCUUAGCGCUAGCUACCAAAAUCCUAGGAGGAUGUGAUGAAGUACUUGAAAAACUCCAGCACGUCACCACAUCUGUUAUUAACAGUGAAAUGGCUGACAAAGAGCAUAGGCUGAAGGGUUUGGAACAGAUUACUAAGGCCACUAUGUUGGGUCAUUUGCUGCCAGUACUGCUAACCUCUUUGAUGCACCCAAACUUGCAGACCCUGGUCAUGGCAGAUGCACUCAUGCCACAGCUCGUUCAACUGGUUCUCUACACUAGCCAGACUGCUUUGCUGUUGAAAAUACAAGCACCCGUUUUCACGGAGAUUCCUGAUGAGCCUUGCAUUGGAUCUGAACAAAGCCAGAAAGGGAAGCUCCUCUCAAUGGAUGAUAGGAGCUACCGUAUGCUGGAGGAAAAGGAAGAGCCUGGCUUUCUGACUGGCUUAAAGAUCCCUGCCCCAUGGGCAGCUGGAAAGACCGUAGAAACAGUUCAUCCUGUGAGAGACAACUAUAAAUUCAAAGAGACUGUCCAUAUUCCUGGUGCACGAUGCCUCUAUCUGCGAUUUGACACUCGUUGUUCCUCCCAAUAUGACUAUGACAAGCAUUUGAUUGACAUAUGCCAGUGGCAGGUUGAAGCUAACGGUGCCUUAUCUCCUGCGUUGACACCAAGUCCCUCUCCUCUGCCGCUGACUAUCGAGGAAGACCAGGAGUUCACAUAUCCAUGUGAUGCACUCGCACCACCACCUCCAUUAACUGGGCACUACUUUGAUCUGCCAAGGAUUCGUCUACCUCCUGGAAUUAUGGGAAAGCUCAGGGAAAUAUCUGGCAGAGCACGGCCUCAAUUCAGACCAAGUAUUAAGGAAGUGAUUCAGCCCGAUGUGAUGGAAGAAAUGGUGGUGUCAUGUGUAAUCAAACAUUUGAAUUUGAUUGAUGCACUGCAGUCUCUGAUUAAUUUCCAGUACCGAGAGGAACACCUCGAAGAGUAUGAUCUACUGUGUAAAAUAAUGGGAGAAACAUUCAAAAAACUUAAUGCUAUGGAAAGGCAACUUCAGAGUGUAGCAGAGCUUGAACAAAAGUGGCAGAAUGAAAUGGAAGAUUGUCAGCAAGGGAAACUAGAAAACAAUCUGCCUUUUUUCCAUGACUAUCACUUCAAUGAGAGUAAAAUCAAGGAGUUAGAGCUGCUCUGCUCCCUGAAGGAGAUGCCAUUUGACUCUAAUGAUUUGGAAAACAUGGUGCUUUUAUUAAGGGAGAAAUUUGGUCAGGAGGUGAACUCGUUGGUGCCAAAAUCUUCACAUUCUUUAGCAAAAACAAAAACUUUGGUGAAAAGCUUGAUGAAUCGAGCUGAGCUAUUGCUACAUGUUACCAUAGCGGCACAGGCUGGCCUAACUAGGAGUAUUUCAGGAACCCCAGCUGACACACCAGCUUGUAAAUCAUCUUCCGAAACCAAAGUGAUUUCCCACACUGUUCGCCAACCUGUGUUCCUGCGUAGCAUGUCUGCACCCUCUGACCUGGAAAUGAUUGCAAAUGAAGAUUUAGAAUUCACACGAGCUAGUCAAAGGAGACGCCAUGGGAAUAGUCAUCGGAGCAGUUCCUUCACUCUGCUUCAGUCUCUGACUAUUGAAGAUAGUCGUGACAAGCCAACAUACAGUGUGCUGCUGGGACAGCUCUUUGCUUUCAUUGGGACAAAUCCUGAUCAGGCUGUGUCAAGCAGCAGUUUCCUUUUAGCUGCUCAGACUCGGUGGAGGCGUGGUAACACCAGAAAACAGGCCCUGGUACACAUGCGUGAGCUGUUGACAGCAGCAGUCCGAGUUGGUGGUGUUACUCAUUUGGUUGGCCCUGUGACCACUGUUCUCCAAGGUGGACCAAGGAUUGAAGAACUGACAUGUGGUGGGAUGGUGGAGCAAGUUCAGGAGGCAUUUGGUGAGACCAUGACAUCAGUUGUUUCACUUUGUGCCCGAUAUCCAAUUGCCUGUGCCAAUAGCAUUGGCCUUCUUUGUACUAUUCCAUACACAAGGAGUGAGGAGAAAUGCCUUGUGCGUAGUGGCUUGGUGCAGCUCAUGGACAGACUCUGCAGUCUAACAAGCCAACGAGAAAGUAGCUCCAGUGAGAAACAGACAAGGAAACAGAAGGUAGCUACGAUGGCCUGGGCUGCCUUUCAAGUACUAGCUAAUCGCUGUGUGGAGUGGGAGAAAGAAGAAGGUGUAUCAACAAAUGCAGUCCAUUCUGGCUUAGCUCGCCAAGUGUCAAGCCUAUUGACCAACCAUCUAGCCCGUGCUACUGAGUGCUGUGGGAAUCAAGCUGCAGGGAAUGACGCACUGCAGGAUGUACUCAGCCUCCUCAAUGAUCUUUCCAGAAGCCAAAUUGGUAAAGCAAUCCUUAGCCAACCUGCCUGUGUGUCAAAGCUCCUUUCAUUGUUGUUAGACCAGCGACCGUCCCCCAAGCUGGUGCUCAUCAUUCUUCAGCUUUGCCGUGCUGCCUUGCCCCUCAUGAGUGUGGAAGACUGUGGGAAUGUGGAAUUGCCACCAUGGAGUUAUUCUGUACCUUCCCUGGACAAUGAACAGGAUGAUCCUGGUGAUCCUGCUUCAAAUAUUGCAUCACUUCUAUUAGCUAAACUUGCUGAUUACGUUGUACCAGGGUGUCAAACCGUACUGUCUCCCAGCACGUCUGAAGCUGGUUCUUCCUUUACAAAAUCCAGCCCAAAGAACUCAAUAAAAUCAGAGAAAGAUGGUGGAGAAGAAAGCGAGGCCGUAGAUGGUAAACUGUCAAUCUUGAUUCAUAAACGUGAAGAUCAGUCAUCCCAUGAAGUCCUUCAACCAUUACUCAGUAGCUCAGAAGGGCGGCCUUUCCGAUUGGGCACUGGAGCCAACAUGGAGAAAGUAGUGAAAAUGGAUCGAGACAUGACUAAAAGUGGGUACUGUGAAGUUAUCACAGAAGAAGCAGUUGCAGCCUUGCGCAAGGCUACCAAAUGGGCGCAGUCAGGACUAAUUGUAAGUGUGGGACCACCAGUGGAAGCUACUAGUCAGGAGGCUACCAGUGGGCUGACAACUGGCGACAAGAAGAAAACAGCUCAGACAUCCAUCUGCAGAGAAAAAAAUGCAGAACUUGCCAGAACAGACCCAGUCCGACCAUUCAUCAGUGGCCAUGUGGCAAACAGCAUGGCAGCAGAAGUGAUUGCUCUACUGCACAACUUAUUGAUGGCUCCUGAGUUCAGCACUGCCCAGAUCUGGACCACCACUGCAGAAAAGGUUCUCUCUCGAGCACUGAUGUACAUCCCUCAGCUUGGUAAAUAUGCAGAGAGUGUCCUCGAGAAUGGAAGUAGCAGUGGAAGAAAAUUGGCAAAGCUACAGGCUAUUGGACGGCAGGCGGUGGCAGCACUUUGUGCACUUGGGGGCUUCAAAGAGACCAUUAAAAUAGGAUCUGAAGUACAGGUUUCAGGGAAGGGCAUAUCCGGAAGCAUUGGAGUGGUGACUUCUAUUAAUGAACAAGAAGGUAUUGCCACAGUCCGACUUCCCUUAUCUGAUUUUCGAAAGGCUUCCAAAGCGUCGGACACAGUGACUGUUCCAAUAUCGAGACUGUAUACCCCACGAUGUGAGGCCUUGCCUCUACAUAAGUUGUCCAUCACGGAAAAAGUAGUCCAGGCAGUUCAGUCCAUGUUGCUUCCACAAGAAGGGAGUCUCUCCAUUCUGACCUCACUCCCUGCAAUUGGUGAUGGCUCCACCCCUGUAAUGGCAGUAGUACGACUUGUUGCUGAAAUAAGAACCAGAGCAUGCUUAGUGAUGGCCCAGUUACUGGAGGAUAGUUUGUUCUGUGAGGAGUUCAUUCAGCAGUGUCCAGCAGCUGUGGAGGUUCUGAACCUUGUGGCACAGGAGUGCAGUCCAGGUGAGCGGUUGGUGGUGGUAGAAGCUCAAUGUGAAAGACUGAGAAUGUUAUACCGGGACUGUGCUCGUCCCCCACCUCCCCCACUGCAGUCUGACAGGAGACAGCCAAAAGAAAUUACCUGGUGUCCCUCCCGUGUCUUCCCUCCGGUGCGUGCGUGCAUGUUUUCCUCCCAUCUUACUGCUGUGACGUUCUUAGCUGAUCCAAGUGCAGGAGGGGGCUUGCCUCGUGGGACAUUCAUCUAUGCCACAUCACAGAUACCUGUACAGGCACCAUCAUUUUAUUGGGAAUUAGAAAUUGUUUCCUAUGGAGACACAGAUGAUGACAGUGGCCCAAUCGUGUCUUUUGGAUUUGCUACAGAAGCUGAAAAAAGGGAUGGAGCUUGGACAAAUCCUGUUGGAACGUGUCUCUUUCAUAAUAAUGGGAGAGCUGUACAUUAUAAUGGAUCCAGUCUGCUGCAGUGGAAGAGUGUUCGAUUAGAUGUCGCCCUAUCACCUGGUGAUGUGGCAGGAAUUGGUUGGGAGAGAAGUGAUGGAACACCACCACCACCAGGACAACCAUCAAAAGGCAGAGUAUAUUUCACGUAUUGUGGGCAGCGGCUAAACCCAUUUCUAGAAGAUGUGUCUGGUGGAAUGUGGCCAGUUGUUCACAUUCAGAAAAAGAAUACUAAAGUCCGUGCAAACUUUGGAUGUCGUCCUUUUGCUUAUGCAGAAGGUCAGGCACACAGGAAUGCGGCUGAUCUCUGCAUUGAUCUAGCGGAGGAAAUCAGUGCCAAUUUUGAGGCUUUACCAUUUGCCAUGGCCUCUGACAGUGACAAUGAUGCUGGUGCUAGUGUGGCAUCUGAUACUGCAUCCCAUGGUCCACCCUGUCGAAUUGCAGCUACUGCUGCAGCACAACAGCAAUAUGACAGUGAUGCUUCUUGCCAUUACAAAGUAGAAUUGAGCUACGAAAACCUUUUGAUAUCUGGUCCGUACUGUCAUCCGUCACCAGUAGCCGAUGAUGAAAGUGAUGACGAUGAUGAUGAUGAUGUUCCAAGAGUAAGCGCUUGA
Molecule: messenger RNA, 6438 nt
Organism: Rhincodon typus (whale shark)
Lineage: Eukaryota; Metazoa; Chordata; Chondrichthyes; Orectolobiformes; Rhincodontidae
Product: probable E3 ubiquitin-protein ligase HECTD4
Exons: 44
Coding region: 1-6438 (2145 amino acids)
Source: RefSeq, a predicted model, not a curated record